AUGCCUGGCCGUCCUCGCGUCGUGCGUCUACGUGCAUCUGAUGCAAUUUCUGAGGCCACAAGACCUUUAAUACGUCGGGAAGCCGUUAGUUACGCUCGAAAACUGGAAAUUGUGGUGCAUUACGAAACACACAAUAAUCUGGACGAGACCAUGUCUCUCUUUUUCCCGAACAUAUCAACGUCCCAACGUCGUGUUAAAAAGCAGCUGAUUAUGCGCUGGCGACGUGAACGGAAUAAAAUUGCAGCUAUUUGUGAGGCCGGAGGUGGCCGGAAGACCAACGACCGUAAGGUCGGUAUGGGUGCCACGUUGUCGGUCGAGGCCGAGCGACGUAUUGUCGACUGGAUGCAGGAGGAACAUGCAGCUGGCUACGUUGUGUCAGCCAAGAGACUUACAGAACGAGCGAUGGAAGCGGUAAAGGAGGAUCAUUUAUAUCCGGAAUGUUUUAAAGCCUCUUGGACAUGGAGACAGUCGUUUCUUCGACGACAUGGAUUUACACAGAAGGCUCAAUGGGGACAGAGUAUGUCCCAGGACACAUGA
Messenger RNA from Peronospora farinosa, 537 nucleotides. The record is from the annotation of a GenBank genome assembly. NCBI's taxonomy places the organism in Eukaryota, Oomycota, Peronosporomycetes, Peronosporales, Peronosporaceae.